CUGCACCCAAGACCACCGCCUUGGAAGCUCUCCGUUGCACAUAAAUACCUGCUUUCUCCCAGAUUCCACUCUUCAACCAACAUCUGCACCUUACUAACACCUCGAACUUUCAAUCAACCAAGCAAUCAUCAAUCAUGGACUACCUCAACAAGUUCACCGGCGGCGACAAGAACGAACAGCAGCAGCAACAGCAGCAGGGUUCCUCGGAGCAGAAGCAGGAGGGCGGCGGCUUCCUCAGCGGCCUUGGAAACAAGAUGAACGAGGCUGGUGGCGGCGGUGCUGCCGGUGAGAAGAACGAGGACAUGCUCGACAAGGGUAUCGACUUCGUCCAGGAGAAGUUCCUCGGUGCGGGUAAGCAGGAUAACGAGUCCGCUGUCGAGCAAGCCAAGGACGAGCAGAUAUCGGACUUCAUUCGGGGACGGUACAAGGGCGUAGCGGGAAGCGACAUGCCGAUCAAGGACAAGCCGACCACGUUCGACAAGAGCACUGAUUAGAUGCUUCGAUUUGUUGGCCCCCUGAGGGAUGAAUAUUUCACUGUGAUGGGGUAGGACCAUGGGAAGGAGCUGCAGUAGUCAUGCGGCAAUGACUAUAGCGACACUCAAUUGAAUCAUUCAUAUCACCUCAUGCUUCUCGCAGUGCGGUGCUCGUGCGUUGC
Trematosphaeria pertusa is the source of this 655-nucleotide messenger RNA. RefSeq lists its product as uncharacterized. Bases 135 to 494 code for a protein of 119 amino acids. The record is from RefSeq and is a predicted model, not a curated record. NCBI's taxonomy places the organism in Eukaryota, Fungi, Ascomycota, Dothideomycetes, Pleosporales, Trematosphaeriaceae. The transcript has 3 exons.